Messenger RNA from Callorhinchus milii (elephant shark), 6629 nucleotides. Its product is annotated as alpha-taxilin. The record is from RefSeq and is a predicted model, not a curated record. Gene Ontology annotation, molecular function: syntaxin binding. Bases 135 to 2009 code for a protein of 624 amino acids. The transcript has 10 exons. Lineage: Eukaryota; Metazoa; Chordata; Chondrichthyes; Chimaeriformes; Callorhinchidae.
CACUUCCGAGUGUUGGGGGAGGGGGGGUUCUUCAGCGCUCGAGAGAGGAUUAACCGCCGCGAGAGAGAGCGAGAGAGAAGCUUCCAGAGGGGCAGCGGCUGCCGAUUUCUGUUAAGAUUCCAUUAAACCAAGCUAUGAAGAAUCAAGACUCUGAGAGUCAGGUCAGCCCUGCUGUUGGUGGCUGUGACAGCCCAGUAGUUGGUGCCGCUGUAGCAGAGAGGCCAGACCCAGCUGGGAAAGAAGACAACUUAGAUGUUGCUCAAUGUGCCGGACACGAAAGCACACACCAAAGCAGCAGUGAAUCAGCUGGUCAGAAUGGAGCCUCAGAGAAGCAGAGUCAGGAUGGUGGUGUCAUUGCCACCACAGGCACAACGAGUGAAACAGCUUCAACAGACCGUAGUGAGGGGACUUCGGUUGCCCAGCCUGUUGCAGUAGAGAUCGAUACCGUCCAGUCUGAAACUUGCACCUCUGAUGUCUCAGAUGAGCUGAGCAGGAAGUUAGAAGACAUCCUGAACACCUAUUGCUCCACACUGGGGGGGCAGGCCGAAGAGACCCCCGAACUGGAAGAAGCGGAGAAAUGCGUCAACAACGAACCUUUGAGAAAUGGGGUGCGAGAGAUCGUGUGCAGAGAGUUAAACGGAGAGAUCGACAAAGUGGUGAAAGCGGUGACUCGGGUGGAGGAUCCCAGAGAAAACGGUGACGUACCAGACAUUAAAGAUCAGAAAAAGGCUCCAGAGAAGAAGAAAGCCAAAGCCUUGGGCAAAGAAAUCACCUUGUUGAUGCAGACACUGAACACUUUGAGCACCCCAGAGGAGAAGCUGGCUGCACUGUGUAAAAAAUACGCAGACAUGCUGGAAGAGCACAGAAAUGCUCAAAAGCAGAUGAGACUGUUGCAGAAGAAGCAAACGCAGAUUGUUCACGAGAAAGACCACCUCCGCAAUGAGCACAGCAGAGCCAUCCUGGCCCGCAGCAAGCUGGAGAGUCUGUGCCGCGAGCUGCAACGUCACAACCGCACCCUGAAGGAAGAGGGUGUCCAACGUGGCCGAGAAGAGGAAGAGAAACGCAAGGAGAUCACCUCUCACUUUCAGGUCACUCUGAAUGACAUCCAGGUCCAGAUGGAGCAUCACAAUGAGAGGAACUCAUUACUGCGGCAGGAGAACAUGGAGCUGGCUGAGAAACUGAAGAAACUGAUUGAACAAUACGAACUGAGGGAGGAGCACAUCGAUAAGAUACUCAAACACAAGGACUUGCAACAAGAACUGGUUGAUGCUAAACUCCAGCAAGCACAGGAGAUGCUGAAAGACGCAGAGUUGAAACACCAGCGAGAAAAAGAUUAUCUAUUGAAGGAGACGGUGGAGACUCAGAGAAUGUGUGAACUGAUGAAACAGCAAGAAGUUCAUAUGAAACAGCAGCUGUCGCUAUACACUGAAAAGUUUGAAGACUUUCAGAGCACACUUUCAAAAAGCAAUGAAGUUUUUACAACUUUCAAACAAGAGAUGGAAAAGAUGGCGAAAAAGAUCAAGAAGCUUGAGAAGGAGACGAGCAUGUACCGCAGCAGAUGGGAGAGCAGCAACAAGGCUUUGCUGGACAUGGCAGAGGAGAAAACUCUGCGUGACAAAGAAUUUGAAAGCCUCCAGGUGAAGAUCCAACGCUUGGAGAAGUUGUGUCGAGCUCUGCAGACUGAGAGAAAUGAUCUGAACAAAAGGGUCCAUGACCUGGGCGUGCAGUUAGCCCAGCAAGCUGGAGACAACAAGCAGGACGGGAAGGCGGAGGAGGAGGGUGCACAGUCUCUGAACAAAGUCACUCAAGAGAAUCCAAGUGAAGCUCCCAGUCCCACUGCCACAGAGCAGGCUGAGAGCCCAGCCCAAGAGACUUCACUGUCUUCUGAAGGUCCUGCCCAAAUGGGAGAGCAGAUUCUGUCGCCUGCAUUUACAGAGGGUCAAGUGAGAUCUGCUGAAGCUUCCAGCCCUCAACCCGAGUUAUUGGUGCUAAAGAGCUCUGCGGAGUAGGCUAGCACACCGAGGGAAAAGUGCAGGAGGAAGGGUACAGCUGAAUAUUAUGCUCCAGGGUGUCAUGAAUAAAUGAUGGAACUAGGGCUCAAAUACCUACAAUAAUUGGGUUUGGGAUGAAAGUAUUAUUUUAGUGGUUUGAUAAAUGGGUUCCCUUUAAGGCUUUGUGAUGCGGAGUGGACAUUUGAAUACCUCUCUCUUGCCUCCAGGAGUGAGGUAACUAAGAAUGAGUGGGGAAAGGUUGGGAUGAAUUGCAUGUGACAAAUAUAGCUGUCAAAAGAAAUCUGAGGGAAACUAUCAAUGGAAAACACGGACCAAAGGGGUCUUUAAAAAGACAGUCAGUCAGAAUGUCUUGCUCUUUCUGAUGAUGUGUUGAAAGGCAUGUUAAUGCACUUUUCAAGUCAAUAUUGAUUGAAGAGUCUUUUGUCCUGUUCUAUAUAUGUUGCACUCUUCCUUUGUCACUCUUUGGGGCAUGAAUCGCUCGCUCAGUUUUCUUUCCAGUUCCUCUUGAUCUCACUUUCCUAUCCUAACUCCUGCAGCGUAAAAAGGUAGGUGAUCUGCUUCAGCGUCUCUGCCUGUCUGUCUUUGAAGCCAGUUGCUGCAGAGCAUGAGACAAUGGCUUGGUAACGACAUGUCCUCUCUGCUAGUUUGGGGGGUGGGAGAGGCUGUUCUGCAGUCAGUCCUCCACUCUAUGCGCCAUGUUUUCCUGCUCCAGUCGGCUUUGCAACCAUCACAAGCAGCUCAGUACCGUGUACUUGAUGUGUAUGUGAUCAGUCACUUUGUGGUGAGGUAAAUGUCAGUGUUGACCACCAGAUUGAACUGGCAGCCAUGAUUGUGUCCAAAAGGCCUUUGAGGGAAUCUUUGUUGCUAUCAAACCACCCUCAUGCGUUGAGAUAAAAUAGCUAAAUACAAGAAUCUACCCUCUCCCCCUUUUUUUUCUCCCAAAAAAGACAUUCCACUUGCCCUGUUUCCCUAUUUAUGGCUUCCUUUGAAAUUCAAUAUUUCCUUUGUGUGGCAUCUGAAGUGCAGAUCAUGCAGAGUAUCUCUAUUACACAUCUCUGUAUUCACACAUAUGUUAUAUAAAUACAUCUGAUACAUCUGUUGCCAUUGCAUGUUAUUCCUGUUUGUGCUCCAGUUACCUAACAUCCAUUAAGCCAUGAAUGUUCUUGAACAAAGAGUCACAUAAGCAGCACUUUUUCAUAAAUACCAUCUUCACUCUGUUAUGUAGUCUCAAGGGUUUUUUAUUUGUCCCUCUCCCAGACUAUACAGUGGUCAGAAAAGUUAGUGGCUAUUCAUUUGCUGUCCAUGAUAUCAGGUACCAAAGAAGUGUUUCUGAAAUCCCACUGCCAUCUCUUGAACACUAAGUCCUUCAAGGAUGUUAUGAGAUGGUUGUAAAAUUCGUUCUCCCUUUUCCUUACUUAUUCCCUCUCUCUCUUCGUGUCACUUGAAACACAUUUUAUUUUUGUCGCUAUUUUCAACCUUGGUGAUGUCCUGCACAAAGGGCCCAUAGACCCUCACCUUGCUUCUCAGUAAAAAAAAUCCAUGGCAUCUUAAUAAAGUACAGUAUCUUGGAUAAUCCAACCCAGUACUAUACUGUUACCAUAUAGAACCUCUAUAUAUUUCAGUUGUCUGAUUAUAGCUGUAUUGAAUUGUGUUAUCUAACUUGUACAGUAUAGCUUUUGCCAUUUUUACUGAUGUUUAGGGAUUAAUUUUAACAUUGCAGUUCUUUAUGAAGCCAUCUUUUCUUUAAAUGGACUGCUGGAUUGUUUGCUGUUAUUGUGUGACAGGGAAUGCAUUUCUUAAAUAAUUUUGAGGAAUUUAAGGGCAUUUAAAGCCCACGACAGCCUUUCUUUCUGUGGACUGACAGGACUAGAUUUCCAUUUUCUUACAAUUACUGAGUUUAAAAUGUUUCUAAGUCUUGUGUUUUUGAACAGAAUAAGUCUCGACUCCAAUGUCUAACCUCCUUUCUCCACCUGUUAUCUUCCGACUGAUGGGGUUUCCAUAAACUAUCAAUUCAGUCGUCCCCUCCUCACCCAACAAAUUCUCACCAGAAAUAGUAGUUUUUCUCUCUUGUAUUUGUCUGGGAAAAUUGUUGCUAUUAAUUGAGAAACCAGUUGCUAAGUAACAAGGUGCAGUUGCUGACGUAUGUUGUGUUGUGGGAACUGAUUCCAUUUUGGCUCCCAAAUCGUUAGCCACGACUGUGAUUGAUUCAUGUGUCUCUGUACUCUCCUCUCUCCAGCUGUACUCUGAGGUCAAGCUUGGUUCCUAAACACAUUGUAUAAAGAAAUGUUGUUCAUGUCUCAAAAGCUUAAGGAGUAAUGGGACAAGGAAGAGGGAAAAAAACAUUUCCAACCUUAACCUAUAACCUUUACUUGGUUCCAGUAUUGUAGUUUCUAACAAUGAAAGUUUAUUGAACUCAAUGAUUUGGUCCUAAGGGCACCAUGUUAGCCAUCAGAACAUCACUGAUUCUCGGUAGUUUGGGAGCUGUAAUCGUAAUUGGCUUUGGGUUCCUGGCCCUGAUCAUAACAGAAAAUGCUAGACAUUCCCAGCACCCGUAGAACUGUAUUCCAAACUACAUCACCACCAGAGAUGUGUGUAACUGGGACUGGGCGCGUGGGGGGGGAGAAGAGGCUUAAAUACCUGGACUAGACAUAACCUGUACAAACUGCUAAAUCAUUGGACAUGAAAGCGACCAACUGAAUAUACACUCUGGAAGAAGAAGCAACAAUCCAGAGGAAUUCCUUGUAAACUGACCAAAUAAUUUAUAUGCACAAUGGGAAUAAAUAGUUGGGGACCAGAAAUAUAACAAACCUGAGCUGUGGUCUGUAACCAGCAAAGCUUCUGUUUUUUUUCCGCUGUGAAUUGUAUUCUUUUAAAUAUAUUAGCACCUUUAGCAAUUAGCUCUGUGUUGCGUGUGUUGUGAUGCCUUGAUUUAGUUUUAAUAUCACGUCCUCUCCUUCGUAAGUGUACAGAAAAGUCACCACCAGAAUGUGUAACUAAUGUUUACUUUGAUCCAGAAUGAAAACUGUUACCUCAUCUGCAGAAAGGGAACAUCUUCUUGUCUUGCAGCUACGGAAGAGAUUUCAUUCAGUUGGUGAGGGAUACAGAUCUUUGUAUUUGUGAAAGCCUCGCGCAGUAUCACAACAACUACACAUUGACCAACGGCAGUCUCGCUUUGCCUUACAUCCUAUUCCUGCUUUGCGGAGAGGUGUGUCAAAGGCUCUUUAAAAAUAGCUGUUAAACCUAGGUGCGAAUCUUUGAGAUGUUCUCCUUCCAGCAAGAUUGUACGACGAUGAGAGAAGCGUAGGCGAUGGCAGGCUUUUCAGAGAUUAAUGGCAAUAUGAUUGUAUUUAUGAAUGUUCGCUGUUUACAUUCCCAGCGUUUGGGCUGAAAUGAGAUCACCUUAAAUUGUUACUGAAGUGCAUUAAUCACAUUUGUAUGUGUUUUCCUUAAAAUAUGUUCAAACUGUGUGAGCAGAAAAGUUACUGACUUACAGCCUGCCUUUAUCUCGCUCAUUAUCACUGCUGCUUCAGCAAAAUACAUGCAGCUUCAGGCAGGGUUGGGAGAACUAGACUUGUUACCUUGGUUUGGUUUGGCCACUCUGGUUGUCAGUGUCUGGCCUGGGUAGACACAUACCAGGCUCCUUGUUUCAAUCAUUUUGUAGGCUGUUUGCAAGAUUGUGCUCCAAAACAUGGGGGGGAAAUCAUCUCAUCUUUUACAAUGUGUGGAUACUCUCCAGCGCGGGAAGUGCUUUUAUUUGGAACCACAUUAGCCACCAUUGCACUUUUAACGAACGAACUUAAAAUUGUGCAAAAAAUUCCCAGUCGGCGACACGUUUGUGAACCAGCACGUGACCAAAUGUGAGAGACACACUCAUUUUCCUAUACUUUUUUAAGACCAUGACGGCUGCUGAAUGAUUGUCCAUUAAACAUGAUUCAUCCCAGGCUGCUGCUUUGAAAUCAUCCAAUAUCUCAAAUGGCUAUUUACAUCCUCAAUUACCUUCUCUGAACUCUGAUGCCCAAUGAUUGCUAUUGUGACACCUUAAUGCCCAAUGAGGCCAAUGUCCACCUUGACUAUCACACUCAGCAGUUAAGGACCAUCAAUUUGAGAAGCGCUUUUAUUUUAAACCAAAUUGAGAAUUUGAGAGAAAUUGGAAGCCGGAUGAUACAAAACAUCCUGUAGUUGAAUAUUGCACUUUGGAAUUUGAUGAAGACCUCUUAUCCAUUUAUAAAUCGCCCUGAAACAGAUUAUUUCCACAAUAAUCACAAAUAAUCCAGAAAGCAUUCCUGGUGUCACAUCCCAGUCAUCUUAAACAAAACAUUGCAUGUAUUCACGAUAGAUUUAAUUAGCCAUUUAUUGACAUAUUUUGUAUAAGCCAGAAAAUAAUGGUGAUGGUGGCAAUUCACCUUUUUGUGAUUCCUAUUAUCUUCUGAUGAAUUAAUAACAAUUCUAGUGAUGGUCAACACUUGUAAAAGCUGUAUCCAUGUUUGGGUUGAUUAUAUUUACAAUGUUGAAGUUUUAAGCAUAUCUGUUAUGGCACCAAUUUAUUAUAUUUUGAACUUUAAUCUGUAAGGUGUGAUGGCAAAUAAAGAUCACUCUUAUCACAAGUUUAAAAAAAAA